GGGCGACAGACGGCAAAGCCCAACCUCAUUCUGACAGUCUCUUUCUGCAUCGUUGUUGCUGCUGCUGCUACUGGUGCCUCGAAGAUGGAGAGCAUGAUGAGAAACAAGCUCAAGAGCAGGAAACGUGUUGUGGAGUGUGUGAUGCGAGGAGGCCAGCUGCUGCGGGUGAGCGGGCACCGACGUUUUCUCAUUCAGGGAUGCUGUACUUGAUCAAGAAUGUCGGUAUGAGUGUGUGUGUGUGUGUGUCUAGAGUGAAAGUACUUUUGAGAAGUGGGUUCGCUGAGCUUAUUGUUGAUUUGUGUUCUUGUAUUAUUAUUUUUUUUGUUUUUUGUUUUUUAAAAUCUAGUGAGCAUUUCGAAUAGCGUGAAUGUGGUGAUCGUUGAGACGUUGAUUGAAGCUCACCAUCGCAUGAAGGCUAGGCGUGUGCUUCCAUGACUCUAGGGAAGGGGUUGGUGGGAGUGAAUGAGCUUGCUUGAGCUGAUUUUACUGAUUCCGGCGAUCAGUUCCUGAAUGGAAUUGAUCACCAGCGAUCGUUUGUACAAUCAGUCGGAAUCGUUACAAGCUUUACCUUCAACGUCGAUGCUUUCUUCUGCUGUCGUUGUCCAAAGGGAAUGUAGUAGUGGUUGUAUGGAAUGUUCAUCAGGAACUCAAGCACCUUACUGCAUUGCCGGAAUGUGUUCAUAAUUCAAGCAUGUCAGUUAAGGAAUUGGUAAGCCCAAGCAGGAAUGACUGAUUUCCCUACUAUUUCUUCCGUACUUUUUCCGUUCCUAUCUGAAACUAACCAUCCGAUCGAGGGUUUUGGAAAUAUCUGUCAGAGCAUCUCGCUACCCUUGGUUCAAUUUCUUGGUUUCACGUGUGAGAUUUCUUACAAGCUGCUGAACCUGGCUUUGUCCUGUAACGAUGCGUUUCUUCUAGUCCUGAAUUGGAAUCGCUUGGGUAUAAGUAAACGAUAUUGCUGUCAGAGGGACGUUGCCCAGGUUCCAUUUCCUAAGAUUCUGCACAGUCCUUGUGACAUUUGUCAAUUCAGAACCCCUACUGUCAACUGACGCCGCUAGGUACAGUGCAGUCAUGUUCAAGAAACCUCAAUGAAGCAAUUUGUACCACACGUCAAGCAGUGGACUGGAGGCACGAUUUGACGCAUAACUCAGCCGAUUAUAGCAAACUGAAUCAGUGAUGCAGAUUGGCAGGAUGCUGAGGAUCUUGGGAUGGACGUGAUACGUAGUCGGAAACUGAGUUUUAACCUUCGACUAUUCUAAUCGUCUCAAGAAUUUGCUCCACGUUUGGGUACAAGCUUCACACGGCUAUGCCAGCUCCGGACGAAGCCCUGCUUAAAUCUCUAGCAGGGCACCAUCCACUGGGAGAAACGUUAGGAUGCAUGGCGGGGCUCUUCCAAAUGUUUGAAGUCCACCCGACCUGCAUUGGCCGCAGGUACAGCUCAACUCGGACAGGUCCAACCGAGAUGAGAGCAGAAACAGGCGGCCAUUGCAACACAAACUUCGCAGCAGAACCUCGACACCGCUCCAACCUGGAUCAACGAGAGAAAAGCAAGCAUCAUCGAAAGACAAUCCCUGCAGUCUCGAGGGUAGUGAACAUGGGUGCAUCGGAGUCGUCCUCAGAUACCAGGAACCAUACUGUGGGAGGAUCUUUUCAGAAAGAAGUCGAAUGCCGAAGCGGUACAACCAAUACCAAUAAUGCACACCACACGCUCAGCAGUCGUUCUCACCAAAGCUACUUCAAAAGCUCUCAGCGACCUCAAGAUAGAAGAGUAGAUGGAUCACGAAAAGCGGCAGAAUCGUCACGAUCUUCAUCAUUUUCUGCUAGGUCCAAACCCAAGGAGAUUGUUCAUCAGAAAGAAGGGCUCAGGAGUUCAGUGAGCCUAUUUAGUAUUAGUGUCACCAAAGAUGCGGAUCUGUUGAAUGAUUCAGAUGAUAGUGCCAAGUCGCCCUGUAGAUCUGCAGGGAGAAUAGACAGUCGUCGUAGUUUUACAGACGGAAGAGGAGAUUCAACGAUGAGAAGUCUUCGAGGGAAAUCUCUUUCUAGAAGGGAUUCAGAGCAAUCUCUCAGUUCAAGGGAGAGUGUACUGGUUAGUAUCCCCAGCCAGAAAUGUGACCAUAACCAUCUUCCUAGCGGCGAAGCAGAUAGCAAGGGGCAUCGCCGAGUUCCUAGCGUCAUUGCUCGGUUGAUGGGAUUAGAGGAGAUUCCGAUCUCCAACCAGCCAUCGACAAUUUUUGCAUCAAAAGUUCCAGAUGCGCCAUCGAGAAGGGAUAAGCUCUUCAAAGGGCUUAUGCAAUUUGACCCGCAGGUUCAGAGGGCUGCGUCUCCUCCACCACCCACACCAUGCCAGUCGAAGAAAUAUGUCGUCCAUGGCCUUAAACCACAUUCGGCGUUCUGCAGGCAGCAGGCGUGUGAUGAGUACAAUUAUUUAGCUCAAUACAUAACGGAAGAAAGCUUAAGUCGCUGCGAAGAAGAUAAAGACUACGAACACGCAAGUACGAAGCCAUUCACACCAUUGGAGGAGGAGCGUCACGAAGGCUUCGCUUGUCCAGUAUUUGAGCAGCUGGAGGAAAACGAUGGCGGCUCCUCACUGGAGCUUGAACAUUCAAUUAUUCAAGAUGUCGACACAAACGUGUUUACUGAUAUGUUUAUGGAACCGUCUCUUCAUAAGAGAAAGAUGCUCCAGAAUGCUUUUGAAACAAUCCGUCCCAGGGUGCUACUUACAAUUUCCAGGCGCAAGCAGUCAGACGGAGGGAAACCAUCACCAGACAAGAUGAUCACUGGAGAUGGGCAUGUAGCGAUGAAGCUGGACAUGAACCACGAACAUCAGACCCAAGUUGAUUGCGCAAUCAAAGCUUCGGAGUCAUCUACUCCGGCAAAGAAUCUAGAUUCUUCACUGUAUCCCAUUUCCGGCAGUCAAGCGCAGGAGCAGCAGACAGAGAGCGGCGACAUUGCAGUGUUGAAUGUUCGGAAGCCUGCCAGGUCGCAAUUUUCAAAUGCGGAUAUCUUUCGAGUCAGGCACGUGGAGACAGCCUCCGGCGCUUCGAACUACAAAGAAACGUGCUCCAUAAAAAGCCCAGUUAUUUAUCGAAGGCAAGCAACCAAGCCCAUGACAUUCAAAGCAGUUGUAGACAAAGCACCUCGAAAUGCUCAUUCAGGAAAUACACUGCAAUACUGCUGGGAAUAUAACCCUUCCAGUGUUAGGCAAUUUGAAAAACCAGGAAAUGUUCAUGGUGAGUCCAAGAAGACACGUGACACUACAACGAAGCGCAAUCUAAGUUCUAGAACUCCAUCACUAGAUACACUAAGAAAUCAGAAAUCUUGCUCACUUCACGAAGGUUGCUCUUUGUUCACCCGAGAUUCACCCAACAGGGUCUACAGUGGCGGCAGAGUAGUGAGUAGAAAACCUUUUGCAAAAGAUGAGAGAGGUGGAAGAUCGUUCUCCCAUGAAGCCUUUUAUAGCAGCUUGAAGCAAGAACCGGCACAUUGCAACAGUGAGAAGACCGUGACCAUGGAAUCCAAAUCGAAGAAAACAAAUGCGAUUGAGGUAAGACCCAGAAACAACGCCGAUGUUAGCUUUUCAACAACAACAGACGCAGCAAAAAUCGACACAUCUGAUAGAUCGGAUCCUGCUCCUCCGAGGUCUGCUCCGAGACAGCUCCAAAUCCCAGAUACUGAACCUGUUUGGGUGAAAAGUCCGAAACUCAGGAGAUUGAAAGAGCUCAUUGUGUAUGUACGACGGUCACCGCCACCAGUACAAAACUUUGUAGGUUCCUCAAGAGUCGAACCUUAUAGAGAUACCACAGAGCCUUUGAAAUCUGGAGCAUGUAAUGCUGAUCUCCUUGAUCCUCAGUUAAUCCUACAGUUUUGGUUGCAGGUUCAGGAGGCAGCGUCCAAAGUCUGUAAGGAACUGACAACACCUCGAGAUGUUGCAUUGAAGGACGAAGAUUUGGACGACAAGCAGGCUGGAGGACUUGAUCGACCAAGAACUAUCUCAGAGGCGCACCAUGAAACUCCUGCUUCAAUGAAAGAAGCAUAUCUGGACUCCGGGGAGCUAUUCAGCAAGUGUUCUGCAGUGCUGCCCGCUCAAUCACAGAAUACUGCAAUAGAAAACCGUCUCGACAGGAUCCGAGCUAUUUUCCAGGAUGCGGGGCCGGGGGAAGAGAUGGGAUUCGUGGGAAGCUUUCUCGGGUCUCCACGAGGUGCACCUGACUGCAGAUCUCACAAUGAAAAAUGCAGUUCUGCGGAUUACGCGAGGAAACAAAGCACGUCGGAGUUGACAGGCACGAAAAACGGCGAUGGAAACUUGCUGCAGAGACUUCAAAGCAACAGCACACUUCAGGAACAUGAUCCAAACCUCCUGCUGGACUCCCUGGAAGAGAUCUUAGAAAGAGUCCUAGGAUUACAAUCGAACCUAAUCCUAAAGGCAGAACUCUACAACGACACAGUCCAAGCAAAACUCAAAACCAUGAAGCUGGAGCAAGAGAUAUGGAGGGAGCUGCACGACAUCCAGCGCACUCUACCAUCGGAAGACACUUGCAAGACUGUCCACAGACUAGUCCACAAAGACCUGCACAAUUGGCAAGGACUUCACUGGUGGAGCUACAGCAUCGAAGAGGGAAACAUUAGCAAAGAUGUGGAGGGGAUGAUCGUCGGCGACUUGAUAGAGGAAACUAUUCGUGACUUGUGCACACUGUAAUGCUAGAAUCCUCCCCUCCUCUCUUUCUCUUACUUGAGGCUGCAACAUACACACACACACACACAUGUAUGUAUAUAUAUAUAUAUAUAUAUAUUUUUUUUUUUUCUCAAAAGUUCAAUGAAAACUUCGCUGAACCCGUUAGCAUUGUCUAAUUCUUGUCCAGAGGACGGAGAGUAAGUUCAAGGAAGUGAGCUCUGAGGAAAACCCAUGAGCUGUGAGGAGGAGCUUUCAGAUGCAUCGAAACCACUUAAUCUUGAUGCAUCUAAACCAAUUUGUUGGUUGAAGAAUGAGAAUGGAGUUUGUAGUGAUUAACUCA
Molecule: messenger RNA, 5009 nt
Organism: Physcomitrium patens
Lineage: Eukaryota; Viridiplantae; Streptophyta; Bryopsida; Funariales; Funariaceae
Source: RefSeq, a predicted model, not a curated record